This is a messenger RNA of Podarcis muralis (Common wall lizard), 1726 nucleotides long. The record is from RefSeq and is a predicted model, not a curated record. NCBI's taxonomy places the organism in Eukaryota, Metazoa, Chordata, Lepidosauria, Squamata, Lacertidae.
AUGGCAGCCUCCGGAUCCUGCACCCCGCCCGGCUUCCCCAAGGCCAUCCUGAGGGCCGAGGUGCAAGGCAAGUACCUGUGCUCCGAGUGCGAGGAUCUGCUGCGCCGCCCCUUCCAGGCCCAGUGCGGCCACCGCUACUGCGCCUACUGCCUGAAGAAGCUGGUGGGCUCGGGGCCCCUGCCCUGCGCCGCCUGCCUCCGGGAAGGGCUGUACGAAGAGGGCGUCUCCGUCUUGGACAGCGCCACGGCUUUCCCCGAUAACGCCGCCCGGCGCGAGGUGGAAAGCCUCCCGGCCGCCUGCGCCCACAGGGACUGUCCCUGGAAAGGUACCGUCAAGGAGUAUGAGUUUGCCGAUCACGUUCGGAGCUGCGGAAGGUUCCGGGCGCCGUGCCGCUUCCGGCCCGCCGGCUGCGGCGAGGUGCUGGAGAAGGAGGCCCUGCCCCUCCAUGAGGCCCAGAACUUUCCGGAACAUCUCGGCCUACUCCUGAACUUCGCCCUCCGGCUGGGGGCUAAAGACCCCCAUUUCUUCGGGGGGCCCCAUUCGGCCCCAGAGCCCCGUUUCUUCGGGGCCCCCGAUCUGGUCCAAGACCCCCAAUUGGUCCAAGAGCCCCACUUAUUCGGGGGCCCCCAUUCGGCCAAAGACCCCCUUUGGUCCCGGACCCCCAUUUCUUCGGAGGCCCAGAUCUGGUCCAAGAGCCCCGGGCCCCAAUUCAGCCCCAGACCCCCAUUUUCUUGGGCCCCAAAUUUGUCCCAAGACCCCCAUCCAAUUGGGGGCCCCCGAUCCGCCCCAGACCCCCAUUUCCUCGGGCCCCCGGCUCCCCAGCCCUGGGCGGCCCUCGAACUCAAGACCGCCACCCUAGAGAAGAUCGUCUGCGUCCUCAACCGGGAAGUGGAGCGGCUGGCGGCCGAAUCGGCGCAAGAGCGGCGCCGGGAAGAGGAGCGCACCGAAGCGCUGACCCACAAGAUCCGGAGCCUGGAGAGGAACCUGGCGCUGAAGGAGGCGGGUCUGGCGGAAGUGGAGUCGGCGCUUCGGCGCGCGGAAGAGGCGACCUACGACGGCGUCUUGAUCUGGAAGGUGGAGGAAGUGGGGUGGAAGAGGCAGGAAGCGGUGGCCGGCCGGGCGUCGGCCAUCUUCUCGUCGGCCUUCUACACCAGCCGCUAUGGCUACAAGAUGUGCCUCCGCCUCUACCUCAACGGCGAUGGAUCCGGGCGCAACACCCACCUCUCCCUCUUCUUCGUCCUCAUGAAGGGGCCCAAUGACGCCCUCCUGAAGUGGCCCUUCAACCAGAAGGUCACCCUGAUGCUCCUGGACCAGGACCACCGGGAGCACGUGAUCGAUGCCUUCCGUCCGGACAUGACCUCCUCCUCUUUCCUGCGUCCAAUUGGCGCGCUGAACGUGGCCAGCGGCUGCCCCCUUUUCUGCCCCCUUUCCAAGAUGGCCGCCCGGGACUCCUACAUCCGGGACGACACCCUCUUCAUCAAGGCCAUCGUCGACCUAACCGGACUCUGAAUCGGCGCGUCUACACGGGGGGCGGCUACUCCGCUUUCGCUCCCGCUCCUGGUUCCCGGUGGAGUCAGUCUGGAGUCACUCCGGUUUUGCCCCAUUUCCCCCAUUUUUCCAACCCAAAAAACUCAAUCCGGACUCUGAAUCCGGUGGCGCGUCUACAUGGGGGGCGGCUACUCCGCUUUCGCUCCCUAUCCUGGUUCCCGGUGGAGUCAGUCGGAAA